Messenger RNA from Arabidopsis arenosa, 2045 nucleotides. The record is from the annotation of a GenBank genome assembly. NCBI's taxonomy places the organism in Eukaryota, Viridiplantae, Streptophyta, Magnoliopsida, Brassicales, Brassicaceae.
AAAAUGAGAGAAAUAUACGGAUGACCAACGUGUACAUUUUGACGAACUUGGACCCAACGGCUCAACAAAAAAACAGUCGCUGAAGUAACAAACCGAAGAUGCUAGAUAAAUACCCCAACACCUUAAGACCCAUUUCUUCAAACCCAAGAAACGAUGGUGCUCUUGAAACCCUCUGCCUUAACAAAAUCCUCUAAGCUCGGGCCGCAACAGAAACAAGGCUUCUCCGAGUCUCUAAUCGGCGAUAGUGUGGAGGCAGCUGACGCCUUCAUAUGCCAAUGGGUUACUCCACACCUUUACGACUCUUCUUCUUCUUCAUGCAGCCUCUCUUCCCUCUUCUCCGCUCAAAACCGCCUAGAAGGCAGACGCUUCCUCGAGGUUCUCGGCAGGUUACAAUACGCCAUUCAGAGUACCGUUGCUAUGAAUCCAGACUCCGCUAAACUCGCUCAGGGGCAGGAUUUGAUGCGGAAAGCUAUGAAGCAUUUGGAGAAGGAGUUUUACCGGGUUUUGAAAUCGAAUCGCCGCUUUCUUAGUCCAGAAUCCGUCUCUGGUUGGUCAUCUGAAUCCAACACACCUUCGAGAUCAAGUGGAACCGCUUCGGAUUCUUCAUCAGAUGGAGAACAUGAUUCCGAAUCUUCUUCGGAAUUAGGUAACGACAGAGGAGGAGGAGGAGGAAAUUCUGAUGCCAUUGUGGAUUUGAAGAUGAUAGCAAAUUGCAUGAUCUCAUCUGGUUACGAGAAGGAUUGUGUUAAAAUAUACAAGAAGUUUCGAAAAAAGAUCAUCGUCGAGGCAUUGUCUCAUCUAGGGUUCGAGAAGUUAACCUCUACGCAGAUGCAGAAACUGGAAUGGGAGAUUCUGGAGAAGAAGAUCAAAAUAUGGGUGAGGGUUGCGAGAGUAGCAAUCAACACUCUGUUCAACGGCGAACGUAUCCUUUCCGAUCACAUUUUCUCCUCCGCCGUCGCUGAAUCUUGCUUCGUGGAGAUUACGCUACAGAGCGCGUUAAACCUCUUCAUCUUCUCACUAACCGUAGCUAAAUCCAGAAAAACUGCAGAGAAAAUCUUCCCCACGCUUGACGUUUACCAGACGAUCUUGCAUCUGAUUCCCAAAAUCGAUCAGAUCUUCAGCUACGAUUCAACCGCUGCCGUUAGAUUACAGGCGAAUGAAUCUCUAGAGAAACUAUCGGAAUCGGUGAAUGCGAUGAUGACGGAGUUUCAAUCGUCGAUUACGAAAGAGUCGUCGAAAUCGGCGAUAUCUGGUGGCGGAGUUCACCAGCUCACGAGGUAUGUGAUGAACUUCAUCGUCUUCCUCGCAGACUACAGCGAUUCUCUCGCUACAAUUCUCAAGGAGUCAUCGUUACCUUUACCGGAGGAUUACUUCAGCAGCAGCGGCGAAGAAAAUCCAGGAUCCGGUGGUCGGUCUCCGAUGGCGGCGAGACUCGCGUGGUUGAUUCUCGUCUUGCUCUGCAAAGUCGACGCCAAAUCUCGGCUCUACAACGACUCGGCUCUCUCGUAUCUCUUCCUCGCCAACAACCUCCAUUACGUUGUGACCAAGGUCCGUACAUCGAACCUCAGAGUCGUACUCGGAGACGAUUGGGUAGCGAAUCACGAGGUUAAAGUGAGUCAGUACCUCGAGAAAUACGAGAAAAUGGCGUGGGGAGAUGUGAUUACGUCGAUCCCCAGAGAUUCAACGGCGGAGACGGAGAGAGAGGAGUCUCUGAGACGGUUCAACGAGGCGUUCGAAGAGGCUUACAAGAAGCACAAGACUUGGGUCGUACCCGACCCGAACCUGAGAGGCGAGAUCCAAGCCUCCGUAGCGAGAAAGCUCAUGCCCGGGUAUACGGGUUUCUAUAAGAAAUACCCGGUCGGGUCAUGUGAGAUUGUCAGAUUUACCCCUGAAGAUCUUAAUAAUUACAUAACCGACCUAUAUAUUGGUUUAGAAAGAUCCGUGCCCGUAUCCAAAACUAAGAAGUAUAUGGUUAGCCAAAGCCAUUCGACGGAUUUGAAGUAAUAGCUCCAUGUCAACGAAUCAUAGCCGCCUGGUCCUAGGCU